UUUUCAUCGGAAGGCAUGCAGAAGCCAUUCAGCGCACCAUUACCUAAAAAGUGCUUCACUGAGAAGGCGCAGGCUCCUAUUUUUAAAACCAGCUUUCCCUGGCAAGCUCAGAAAAGCGGUUCCAGGAAGAGACUCCUGAUAUGCCAUCGAUGGCCGAUUACAUGGCUUCCGAAGCCCCAAGCUGCAGCAUUUGGAGGCCCAGUGGUCCCUCUCUAUUAAGAGUUGGAUGUGUGGCCAGUCUAGUGGCCAAAUGUUAGCCCCGGGCAGCGCGGAAGGGCAGUGCGUGUGUGUAUUCAUCACGUCCGACUCUUCCAUCUGGACCAAGAAGGUGUGUGAGCUGAGAGGCGUUGGGAACUCAGGUGUGCGUGUGGGAAGUAAGUCCUUCAGCCUCCCAAUCCGGCUCAUUGACAACCGCGGUCAGCAGGUGCCUGUGGGCGAGCAGGAAUACGUGGGAACGGUCCUCUUUCACGCUUCAGAAGGAAUCGCCUGGCACCCAGUUUGCAAGUUUCCAAAUGUUAUGUGGAGAGUGAACCGAAGACAGUGUUACCCAGUGGAAAAAAUACGUGCCGGCCUGCUGUGUGAACGUACCUUCUCUGCGCCUCAAGUCCUCACGGUAUUAGAGUUUUAUUUGUGCUCAGUCACAACAGCUGCUGUGGUUGUGAAUGUCUUGAGAGUUUCCUGUUCUGUCAUUGAUGUCGGUGGAGCGACUGGUCACAUGCACAUCCCCAUUCCUGGAAAAUUGUUUCCAGAGAUCCACAAAGGAUUAUCGUCAUUUCGAACUUCCAAGGUGUUUGCAAAUACUUACGUCUCUGCAAAUCCCCAGUUGCUGGUGGAUUUGGCCAGAAGUUGGGGACUAACAUUUAAAUCCACUUUAUCCUUCAUCCCGCUGAUCUGCACUCCACUGCCAAAUCCUUUCAUUACAACCUCUAGGACCUAUAAAAAACAGCCCCUGGAUUUUUCAAGUGUAUCACACUCUCAGAAGAUUAUGGUUCUUAGACUGUUCCAAAACAGAGCUUUUGCACUCCCCGUCUCCCUCGGUGACAAAUUCAGCAGAGUCCUAUUGGCUGCUAUUUGUGGCUGUGUGGAACAGAGCUCCGAGAUUAAUAGCAAUGAGUUUCAGAACAAAGUGCUGCUGUUUCCCUUUGAUAAAGUCACGGGGGAACACUUUUCUCAUUUCAGUCCUUUUGAGCUGCUCAGGAGAAGAGAACUCUACGCCUGCAAAGCCGCCAGGCUAGAAAAGGGGCGGGGAAACACGAGAGAGGAAAGCAAGGCAGGAAAAGAGCUAGUGACAAAGACCUGCAACAGAAUAUUUGCAGGGAAACUUCAAAUCAGAGAGCCCAGAAAAGCAGAAGAGGAAAAAAUUACGGAGGAGAGACCACCAUUAAGAAAGACUGGGUCCCCAUUCAGGGAGUUUCCUCAGGAGGUCCGGGACUCUGCCGCCUACUACCUGCGUCUGGCUCUAGAAAACUUGGAAAAAACGGUAACCGCAGAUUCUUCUCCUCCCCGGAUGACAGUGAACCAAAAUGCAGUCAGUAAGGUUCAGUACAUGAAGCCUUUGAUCACAGAUCCUGAGAAUCCAGAGAGAUAUUCCCAGGUGAUGGUGGAUCCUAAUAAACUCUACAAUGUGGUGAAAAAGGCCAAAAAGCAGAAAUCCCAUCAGGAAGUCAUUCUGUUGAAUGGACUCAUAGACCUCGUGUUCAGCACCCGGGAGCUUGCCACAGACCACGGCCUGGGCCUGAAAGGGAAAGAUAAAGAAGAAAAGGCCCUGGAUAGGGUUAAAGUAUCGGCCUGCGAAGCAUUUCUGAGGCAAACCUGCACCAAGGAAGGCUGGAAAGAGCCAAGCCAAACUGAGUUUCAGAGAAAAUUCAGGGCCAAGAUAUGCAACGCCCGGCGGGAUCUGAAAAACUCCUUGCAGAAAUCCUCCUGAAACCUGACCUACUGUCCUAGAAGAUUCUUGCAGAAUGGAAGUGAUCCUUUUGUUCUUUCAUGCAAUAUGUGUGAAUGACAAACAGGUGUAACUGUAAAGACCCAUGUUUUUCAAUCCACCACUGAACUUCUUGUUCCAGAGCAAUAGUGUGGAAGGUGUCAGUCCUCGCUUUGGUUCCAAAUGUCAAGUCCAAGAUGUGACUGAGUCACGUUGGGUGUAGUAUAUCUGCUCUUCUGUGGUAAAUCUAUUCCCUUUGCCUCCCAGAUAGCACUAUAUCUUUGUUCCAUAUGUGCCCCCUACUAUCUGUUGCAUUCUAGAAUUCCAACUGUUGAUUUGCCUCCCAGUCAAGAUCCGUGCCAGCGGAUGACUAACCCAAGCAUCUUUGUCAGAAGGGGGAGAGAGUGCUUUAUCUAGCAGACAGCUACCAGUCCUUAAGGAACAAUCAAUCAUUUUUAUCAUUUUUAUGACCAAAGCUGUAAGUAUUUAUUGAGCACUUACUGUGUGCAGAGCACUGUAUUAAGGGCUUGGGAGAGUGCAAUACAGUAAAGUUGGUAGACAGGAUCCCUGCCCUCAAGGGGCUUACAAUCUAGUGGAAAAUGGUAGAGAUGCUUUAAGAGUUACCUUGACCAUGGCAGAGGCAGGAAUGAAUGAGAAGAGAGGCUGCUACAGGAGCCAGUCUAGAGAAGGUAGAGGGGAAUCGAUCAAUAAAUGGUCUUUAUUGUGCGU
Tachyglossus aculeatus (Australian echidna) is the source of this 2653-nucleotide messenger RNA. RefSeq lists its product as uncharacterized. The record is from RefSeq and is a predicted model, not a curated record. Lineage: Eukaryota; Metazoa; Chordata; Mammalia; Monotremata; Tachyglossidae.